This is a messenger RNA of Talaromyces amestolkiae, 1665 nucleotides long. RefSeq lists its product as uncharacterized. Gene Ontology annotation, biological process: protein import into nucleus. Lineage: Eukaryota; Fungi; Ascomycota; Eurotiomycetes; Eurotiales; Trichocomaceae. Gene Ontology annotation, cellular component: cytoplasm. The record is from RefSeq and is a predicted model, not a curated record. Bases 1 to 1665 code for a protein of 554 amino acids. The transcript is spliced from 3 exons.
AUGGCUUCAAAUGACAGAUUACUGCCUCCUGAGCAAUUCCACAUCAAGCGUCGACGAGAAGAGGAGCCUGUUGACACGCUUUAUAUCCAAUCUGAGCUGCACCAGAAAAAGCGGCGUUUUACAGACUUUGUCUUCCAAAGAGUCAAAGUCCCAGGUGAUUCUACUACUGCCGACAGUGCUGGAGAUGCGCCUUCACCACCAUCAUCAGCUGUUGCGACUGCAGCUGUGCAGGACCGACUGCGAAGUCCUAGGUCUGUGAGCACGUCUGACUUUCCGAGCAGCAGUCGGAUCAGGCCUGCGGGAACCCCAGCAGGGAUAAGCGGUAUCCCUACUGUUCGAGCAACUUCGCCCGGUGCAGAGUUUCGCGCAGAACGUGCUCAGGCCGAGUCACGACGUCAAGAAGCUGACGCCAAACGCAAGCGGCUCCAGGAGCCCAUUAGCAAAUUCCUAGGGGUCUCGGAUGGACUUUCAGAUCGUGAGAAUGAGAAGUCCGCAACUGCGUCUAAGACUGGGACCCCUGCAUCGCCGUCUUCUACGCCGCCUCUCAGCGCGAGUCCUGCGCCAUUUCCGACGUCGCUUCGUCGAUUCCACAUCUCGCGUCCCAGCACUCCGCUGAGCGUUGCUACUGGAAGCGGAGUGUCCAAAGGCAACACGCCAAGUCGGGCUCGAGCUAUUCUCGUCGAGAAGCUUACUCGUGCUCCUUCUCUCAGAGGUGUAUCGGUUCUCGAGACACUCGAGAAGACAGCGGGAAGCAGUGUUGAGAUAGAUACAGUUGUUCAGUCUCAGCUAGCCAAGACACAAACCGAGGAUGAAGUGCCCAUAAGGCGAAAACGACCGAUCGUGAACAAGGCAGAGAAGCAAUGGAGGGAACAGCAAAAGUCGACCAUUUCCGCGGCUAAGGAGCAUUUGACGACCAAAUAUGAGCCUCAAUCAGACGAUUUAGACAAAUUGGCGAAAGAGCUUGAAGAGGUUAUGCUUGAUAUAGAGGCGGAGGAGAACCGGAUGGACGUUUACCAUAAGCCACCAUCUGCUCCGGCUCCUGCUAUUGUGCCGCAGCGACAAAAAGGCCCGUUGAAAUACAUGCCCCGUAAUCCGGGGGCUCGAAGGACAGUUCCUACCGAGGCGUCGCGCAUGGCAGAGGAACAGCCAGACAAAACAAUACACGUCGCAGAGGCAGAAAUGGAUAGCGACGGUGACUACGUCUACGAUACUUAUAUCCGCGUUCCGAUCCACACAGUCGCAUCAUCGGUAUCGGGAGCUACGCCAAAGUCGGACAUCGCAAGCUACAAAGAUCCAUUAUCCGAGGCCAAUACACCAGGCGGUAUCAGCAUUGACCCGACACGGACGGACAUCGGUGUUGUGGUCAUCACUUCAGAUGACGAAGAUAUCUGGGAUCAGUAUCUAGAAGAGGACCAGGACUCUGAGGUAGAUUGGGAUGGCGACGAUGUUGAUUCUAACGCUGAGGACAAUCCUGCAAAUGACUACCCAGACGACGAACUUUCGUCCGCAGACGAAUACGACGAUAAUCCGAGUAUAUACCGUCGGUACCGGGCUGCGAACUCUGACGAUGAAGAGUUUGAUGUCAAUGAGUUUGAUGAAGAGGCCGAUGAUGCUGAUUACAGAAAGUACAUGUAUGAGUACGUUGGGGAUGAUGAUGAAGAGUGA